Molecule: messenger RNA, 180 nt
Organism: Fulvia fulva
Lineage: Eukaryota; Fungi; Ascomycota; Dothideomycetes; Mycosphaerellales; Mycosphaerellaceae
Exons: 1
Coding region: 1-180 (59 amino acids)
Source: RefSeq, a predicted model, not a curated record
AUGCCGAGCGAGGGUAAAAACAUCUUCUUCCUGACUGUCGCCGGCAUUGGAGCCGCGGCAGCACUCUUUGGCACGACUCGCCGCUUCACCCCACGAGCAAAUCCGAAACAGUUUGAGAAGCAACACAAUGGCACUCCUACGGAACCAGAAGUCGACCCGAAAGACAUCACAGGCAAAUGA